Zingiber officinale is the source of this 1491-nucleotide messenger RNA. Its product is annotated as cell division control protein 2 homolog A. Gene Ontology annotation, cellular component: cytoplasm; cyclin-dependent protein kinase holoenzyme complex; nucleus. The transcript has 10 exons. Lineage: Eukaryota; Viridiplantae; Streptophyta; Magnoliopsida; Zingiberales; Zingiberaceae. Bases 234 to 1157 code for a protein of 307 amino acids. The record is from RefSeq and is a predicted model, not a curated record. Gene Ontology annotation, biological process: regulation of gene expression; G1/S transition of mitotic cell cycle; regulation of G2/M transition of mitotic cell cycle. Gene Ontology annotation, molecular function: cyclin binding; cyclin-dependent protein serine/threonine kinase activity; ATP binding.
UGCCCCGACAUUACCCAAGGCAUUUAACCAGGGCAACAGCCACGGCGCCGCGAAGUAGAGAGACCGAUGCGAGCUCUCCCUCUCCCGCGUCUCCCGCUGCCUGUCGCUGUCCCUCCAUUCUUGCCCUUCCCCGCUCUACUCUCUGCCUGUUGACUGCUUCGGAGGCCGAUCGCACUUCUCCGAUCAUCCGCCUUCUCGUGACUGGAGGAUUGGUUGCUUGUUUCGGUUCAUCAAUGUUGGAAUCGGAGGAGCGCCGCUUUUCUGGGAAUAGAAUGGACCAGUAUGAGAAGGUGGAAAAGAUUGGGGAGGGGACUUACGGGGUGGUGUACAAGGCUCGGGAUCGUCUCACUAACGAGACGAUAGCUCUGAAGAAGAUCCGGCUGGAGAAUGAAGACGAGGGGGUUCCAAGUACUGCCAUAAGAGAGAUCUCUCUGCUGAAAGAAAUGCAGCACAGCAACAUUGUCAGAUUGCAGGAUGUAGUCCACAGCGACAAACGAAUUUAUUUAGUUUUUGAGUAUCUUGACUUAGACUUGAAGAAGCACAUGGACUCUUGCCCAGAACUUGCUAAAGAUCCACGAUUAGUUAAAACUUAUUUGUAUCAAAUGCUUCGUGGUAUUGCCUACUGUCAUUCUCAUAGGGUUCUUCAUCGAGAUCUGAAGCCUCAAAAUCUUUUGAUUGAUCGAAGAACUAAUGCAUUGAAGCUUGCAGACUUUGGGCUUUCUAGAGCUUUUGGCAUUCCAGUUCGGACAUUCACACACGAGGUAGUAACGCUUUGGUAUAGAGCUCCAGAAAUCCUCCUUGGAUCCAGACAAUAUUCUACACCUGUUGAUGUGUGGUCAGUGGGCUGUAUUUUUGCUGAAAUGGUGAAUCAGCAACCAUUGUUCCCUGGUGACUCAGAGAUUGAUGAAUUGUUUAAGAUAUUCAGAAUCUUGGGUACCCCAAAUGAAGAAACUUGGCCUGGAGUUACUUCCUUACCUGACUUCAAGUCUGCUUUUCCCAAGUGGCAAUCUAAGGAUCUGGCAACAGUGGUUCCUAAUCUUGGAGCUCCAGGGAUUGAUCUUCUCUCUAGAAUGCUCAUUUUAGACCCCAGUAAGAGAAUCUCAGCUCGUCAGGCUUUGGAGCACGAGUACUUCAAUGAUCUUGGACUGGUGCCAUGAGCAAUAUUGGUUAAUUCAUCGAAAUUUUGCAGCCUUGUUAACCUCUCUGCCAUGGUUAUUGUUAUAAUCAUCGAUAGUUUCUCUACUUGAAGCUUGCUAGCAUUCUUCGCCGGACAGGAUCUGUGUCUCGAACUAAAAGAUCUCCAUUGGCACAAAGAUGUGGCUCACUCCACCUGUUCUUCAGCCAAGAGAAAAGUUUGACUCCACUUCUGUAUCUCUGUGUGAGACUAAUAUAUUUCUUUGAACCUAUACUUGACCUUUUCAUAUAAGCAUAUUCACUGUGUGGUUGAAGUAUUUGUAUGUUUAGCUUGCAAGAAGUUUCUUUCAGGUACAA